AUGGAGCUGCCUCCGCUGACCAUGGAGCAACUCUCACAGUUGGUGGCCUCCAACGCUCCACCGUCACAGCUCUUCGAGGCCCUAUCGCGAUAUGAGCUUCAAGCAUGCCUCAUUUCUACAGGGGAUAACAGUCCUAACACAGGCGGUGGUGACUCUACACUAUGGAGCCUAUUCUACUCGAGCUUCUUUCUCGUCCAUCUUCUUACCGACCAAGUAUCUGAAGCUCGCGCCUUAACUAAACGAAUUCCUGAAGCCCUACUGCAACAUGAUCCUUCUCUACAGAACUGCUUGACUUUACUUCGAGCGGUAUGGCAAACUCAACAUGGCCAGGUCUAUCAGGUGCUCCGAGGGCUACCAUGGCCAGACGUUUUGCAGCCACUGGUUCGGAGAUAUGAGAGUUUCUUCCAAGACAAGACUUUGAUCGCAGUGAGCAGGUCGUACGAAGCUAUACGAUUAGCCACAGCAGCAGCCCACCUUGGUCUUGACGACCAGCUCGCCAUACAGGAAGAUCCAAACAUAAUAUCGAAUUUCACGAAAUGUGGAUGGACAUGGGAUCCGGAAUCAAAGCUGCUGCAUCCCAAACCUAUCGUCGUAUCGCCCGCGGAGCCUCAGUCGUCCAACGGCAUUCGCAAAGCAAUGGCAAUGCUGGGAACGCGUGCAUUUUAA
Molecule: messenger RNA, 666 nt
Organism: Penicillium samsonianum
Lineage: Eukaryota; Fungi; Ascomycota; Eurotiomycetes; Eurotiales; Aspergillaceae
Product: CSN8/PSMD8/EIF3K family protein
Exons: 3
Coding region: 1-666 (221 amino acids)
Biological process (GO): COP9 signalosome assembly; protein deneddylation
Cellular component (GO): COP9 signalosome
Source: RefSeq, a predicted model, not a curated record